Plasmodium reichenowi is the source of this 771-nucleotide messenger RNA. Its product is annotated as leucine-rich repeat protein. Gene Ontology annotation, molecular function: protein binding. The coding region runs from base 1 to 771 and encodes 256 amino acids. Lineage: Eukaryota; Apicomplexa; Aconoidasida; Haemosporida; Plasmodiidae. The record is from RefSeq and is a predicted model, not a curated record. The transcript has 6 exons.
AUGAAGAAUAUUUUAAAUAAUGAUGAAGUUAAAAAUAUUAUUGAAAAAAAUGAAGGAUAUUAUUCCAUCAUUGAAUUAAAUGACGUUCUUUAUUUGAAUAAUAAAUUAUAUACCAAAAUAGAAUGUCUUCAGAAUCUACAUAAUUUAAAAACAUUAUAUCUAAACAAUAACGCUUUAGAAAAAAUAGAGGGCCUUGACUGUUGUAUAAAUCUUAUUGCCCUAUAUCUCAACUGCAAUCAAAUUAAAAAAAUUGAAAACUUGAAUAACUUGAUAAGAUUGAGAAUAUUAAAUUUGGAGGACAAUAAUAUAUUUGUUAUAGAAAAUUUGGAAUGUUUGGAUUGCUUAGAAGAUUUAAAUUUAAGCAAUAAUUGCUUAGGUAGUAAAGGAUCCCCAAAUACUUCCAUAUUACAUAAGAAUAAAAAUAUAUAUAUUUUAAACUUAAGCAAUAAUCAAAUAAAUGAGGACAUUUUAGAUAAUUUGUUAAUGUUAAAGAAUCUGUCUAUUCUGUAUUUAAUGAACAACCCAAUCUUGUUGAAAUAUAAUAAUUACAGAAAAUUAUUUAUUUAUAAAUUGAAAAGUUUAACCUAUCUUGAUUAUAAACCAAUUAAAACGGAUGAGAGAAGAUGUAUUGAAGCAUUUUUUGAAGGUGGACCCUUAAAAGAACAAGAAGUGAUGCAAAAAAUAGAAAGACAAAAAAAAUUACAACACAGGAAUUCAAUUGAAUGUAUUAUCUCAAUAAAAAAGAUAAUUUUAAAAAAAUAUAUGAAAUGA